GGGGGCGGGAAGCGCAUCGGAGCAGCGGAGCGGAUGUCGGCCUUAAGGCGCUCAGGCUACGGCCCCAGUGACGGUCCGUCAUAUGGCCGCUACUACGGCCCUGGGGGUGGAGAUGUGCCCGUGCACCCACCUGCACCCUUAUACCCUCCUCGCCCUGAACCUCCCCCGCCUCCCAUUUCCUGGCGGAUGCGCGGGGGCGGCCCGGCUGAGACCACCUGGCCCGGAGAAGGUGGAGGAGGUGAUGGCUACUACCCUUCUGGAGGAACCUGGACGGAGCCGGGUCGAGCUGCAGGAAGCCACCAGGAGCAGCCACCAUAUCCGAGCUACAAUUCUACCUACUGGAAUUCUCCUCCUCGACCGAGGACUCCUUACCCAAGUACAUACCCAGUAAGGCCUGAAAUGCAAGGCCAGAGUUUGAAUUCUUACACUAAUGGAGCAUAUGGCCCACCAUACACAACUGGCCCAGGGGCAAAUACUGCCUCAUACUCUGGGGCUUAUUACACACCUGGAUAUUCUCAGACCAAUUACUCCACAGAGGUUCCAAGCACUUACCGUUCACCUGGGAACAGCCCAACCCCAGUCUCUCGUUGGAUGUAUCCCCAGCAGGACUGCCAGGCUGAAGCACCUCCUCUUAGGGGGCAGGUUCCAGGAUAUCCUGCUUCACAGAACCCUGGAAUGACCCUGCCCCACUAUCCUUAUGGGGAUGGUAAUCGUAGUGUUCCACAACCAGGACCAUCUAUACGACCACAAGAGGACUCAUGGGCUUCUCAUGGUGCUUAUGGAAUGGGAACCCGUUACCCCUGGCCUUCAGCUGCGUCCUCAGCACCACCUGGGAAUCUCUAUAUGAGCGAAAGUACUUCAGCGUGGCCUAGCACUGGCUCUCCUCAGCCACCCCCUUCACCACCACCCCAGCAGCCAAAGGAUUCCUCAUAUCCCUAUAGCCAAUCAGAUCAAGGCAUGAACCAGCACAACUUUACUUGCAAUGUCCACCAGUACGAGUCCCCAGGAACAGUGAACACUGAUAAUUCAGAUCUUUUGGAUUCCCAAGUCCAAUAUAGUGCUGAGCCUCAGCUGUAUGGUAAUGCCACCAGCGAACAUCCCAGCAAUCAAGAGCAAAGUAACAAUCUUCCUGAAGAGUGUUUACCUUCAGAUGAAGAUACUCCCCCAAGUAUUAAAAAAAUCAUACACGUGCUGGAGAAGGUCCAGUAUCUUGAGCAAGAAGUGGAAGAGUUCGUAGGAAAAAAGACAGACAAAGCAUACUGGCUUCUGGAAGAGAUGCUAACCAAGGAACUUUUGGAACUGGAUUCAGUUGAAACUGGGGGUCAGGACUCUGUCCGACAGGCCAGGAAAGAGGCUGUUUGUAAAAUCCAGGCCAUACUGGAAAAAUUGGAAAAAAAAGGAUUAUGAAAGGAUUUAGAACAAAGGGGAAGCCUGUUACUAACUUGACCAAAACUCUUGAUUUUGGUUAAUUACCCUUUUUUUGAAAUGCCUGUUGAUGACAAGAAGCAAUGCAUUCCAGCAUUCCUUUGAUUUGAAACUUGAAAAACUGGUAAAGGAUUUGGGAAAACAUUUUUGUUAUGAGUUGUUUUCAGUUUUUAGACCAAUGAAUGUAAUAGGAAACCGUGGAGUUACCAAUAUUGCCAAGUAGACUUACUCCUUAAGAAAUGUAUGGAUAUCUACAAGUUGCUUCUUAUCAUAAAUACACUUUAUGUAACAGGCUUAUCAGAAAUCUGCCAGAUGAGACUGGAUAUAAUCUGAGACAAACAGGCUCUGUUUUUUAACACAUGUGGAUUAUUUGUCAACAUUUUUGUACAUUUUGACUGCUUUCAACAUACACGUCGUGUAAUUACAGCUUGGACUUUAGCUUUGUUGGACCUCUGUUUUGUUAUUUGCAGUUUACAAAUAUAGUAUUAUUCUCUACUUCUUGGUACAUUUUGUAGUAAUAUGUUUAAUGUAAUUAUUCAAGAGACUAUAUUGCUAGCCAGAUAGUAUGGCAUUUCUGAAUGAAUUUAUAUCUUUUCACCACUUGAAUAUAUUGCAAUGCAUAGUGAGUUCCUGAGGUAAACUGUCUCCUUUUUUGUAUAGAUCAUUAGGUUAGAGUUUCACCACUUCUAUGUUAAUAGCAGAAGGCAAUUUGAAAAUAACGUGGGCAUAGGAAUGCAAAUGCUUGUGGCCAUUUUUCUGUUUUGCUCUUUUAGCGUAUUUGUAUAAAGAUUUACUUUAAAAUUCCCCUCCCUUCCUUUAGUUAUCUUUUCACUAGUGCUGCUUUCAUAUGGAGCAUAUGGAGCACAGGUAACAGAUGAGAAAUUAAAUGCCACAGUGGGUAGAAAUAAUUAACUGUAAAAGUAAUAAAUACAACGAUUUGGAAAUGCUGUUCUUUAUCUGAAAUACUGGUUUCACCAUCAAGAGCCCUACAAACAGAUUUCAGCUUAGUUUAUACUAAAAAAACAAGGAGAGUAAAAUAGAAUUCAUGCUCAGGGAAUGAAUCAGCCAUAGCUAGAGUAGGAAAUUAUUUUUUCGUUUAAAGGUGGAUUUGAUGUUUAUCUUUAUUUCCCUAGAAUAAAUUGCAUGGGAAAUAUUGCCUGUUUUAUUAAAAGAUAUUUAUUACCAUUAGUAACAAUCAUUUUAGAGCCAGAUUUAAGGAAGGGAUAUUGAAAGGGUCUUAGCUGGGCUUGCUUGGGUACCUCUGUGCUAUCUCUGCUAUCUUAUCGAAGAGACUUAGGUAAAUAAUUUAAUUUUUACAUCUAAAGUGGCAUCUAGUAUACAGUGUCUGUUACUAGAAAAACAGCUGUUUCUUAAUAAGAUGUGCAAAUGAUAAUAUUUCUUUUCUAGACUGCUAGGCCUAUUAGUGAUAAUAAAUCUUAUCAGCCAUCUCCUCUCCUUAUUAAAAAAAAUACAAGACCAAUACAAACAUAAUUGGUUAUGAGAAGAAAUGGAGUAAACAUAAUGGCUGGGUCUUAUGGUUGGGAUGAGUGAUUUUAUGAGAUAAUGUGAUAAUUUUAUUCUAGGAUAUUUAUUUUUGGCCUAACAGGAAUGUUAAAAGGCUUUUCUAUGAAAAUUAGAAGACCACUUGAAACAAAAUUUAGAAGGGGGAGGACCUUAAAUAGCAAAGUUAACAUAAAACAGUGAGACAAUGACUAAUUCAGGAGAGAAAACUACUAUUCGAGUGCCCAAGAUACCGAUUUUCAUUGUCAUGAUAUGCACAUAUAUACAUAUGUGUGUAUGUUUUUUAAAGUUACUUAAAAGUUUUUUCAUAUAAUUUUAGGCCUUUUGAAGAGUUGUAAAAAUAGUUUCUGUAUGCUCUUUACUCAACUGGCCCUUCUUUUAACAUCUUUCAUAACUGUGGACAUUUGUCAAAGUAAGAAAUUAGCCUUGAAACAAUACUAUUAACUAAAGUAGAGAAUUUAAAAAGUAGAGAUUUUCUUAGUCUUUUCACUAAUGUCUUUUUUUACUUACUGUGACAGGAUCCAAUCCAGGAUCCCACCUUGCAUUUAGUUGUCACGUCUGUAUUGUCCUCCAAUCUGUGACAGUAUGUUAUGACGCCUGAUGUUGUGUGAUGUAUUUCUGGUGUUGUUAACCUUAAUCACUACCUAGUAGUGUCUGCUAGGAUUCUCUACUGAAAACUACUGUUUCCUUUGUGAUGACUAAAUAUUAUCUGGAGAUACUUGGAGACUAUGCAAAUGAAUGUCCCGUUUCUGCUUAAACCUUUGCCCACUCGUUUUCAUAAUCCAUUGGCAAAUCUUGCUUGUGUUGUGUCAGUUACUACUGUGGUGUUCUAAUGGUGAUGUUCUGUUUCUCUCAUUCGACAUUUAUUAAUUGGAAUUCUUCUGUAAAGAAGGGUUAUUGCUUCUGGAUUUAUGUUUUUAAUUAUAAUAAGAUAGUGGGGAUAAAUACAAACUUAGAACUUAAAGAUGUAAACUAUAUUGAACUGAUUCCAAAUAUCAAUAUCAAAGAAAGGAAAACUAAAUUAGCAACCUGUUUCAGAAAAUAUACCGAACAUAUGAUUUA
This is a messenger RNA of Artibeus jamaicensis (Jamaican fruit-eating bat), 4008 nucleotides long. It is a transcript of the gene BAG4, whose product is annotated as BAG cochaperone 4. Gene Ontology annotation, molecular function: protein-folding chaperone binding; adenyl-nucleotide exchange factor activity. The transcript has 5 exons. Gene Ontology annotation, biological process: protein stabilization. Gene Ontology annotation, cellular component: nucleus; cytosol; cytoplasm. Bases 34 to 1407 code for a protein of 457 amino acids. The record is from RefSeq and is a predicted model, not a curated record. NCBI's taxonomy places the organism in Eukaryota, Metazoa, Chordata, Mammalia, Chiroptera, Phyllostomidae.